AUGCGAACACGCCUUCGAGGCCCUGGCGGCGCAUCAACAAUCACCCUCGCAGAAGACGCCACAAUAGGCGACUUAGUCUCCCAAAUAACAUCCAACACAUCUCUCACCAAUUUCGACGUGAAAUAUGGAUACCCACCACGGCCGUUAUUAUUACAACAGUACACAAAAUCCGAGGCCUUGAGCGUUCUCGGGGUGAAGCUCGAUGGGGAGCAGCUUACGAUAAGCCCGAGAGAGGAGAAGGCUGGGGCGGCGAGGAGGGAGACAGAGCAAACAAGUGGACCUGUUACUCAAAGUACAUCUACGUCGGAAAAAGCGCACAAGGGAGCAACAGAGGGAUUUUCCUUCACUAAUAUCCCUGGGCUCUCACAACCACAAUCGCAAGCGUCAACAGGGGAGAAUUUGAACAAACCAGUAUCAUUGCACAGGAAAGGCAUGGAAGGCGAUGUCCCAGAACUCCCUCUUCCAGAGCGCGGGGCAACCCUUGUCCUCCGCGUAAUGCCCGACGACAACAGUUGUCUCUUCCGUGCCUUCGGCACUGCCGUCCUGCCAGGCGACGACCAAACCAUGCCAGAGCUACGCUCCCUAGUCGCCAGUGCAAUCCACAACGAGCCCGAACUGUACACCAAAGUAGUGCUGGAGCAGAACCCAGAUGAUUAUUGCCGGUGGAUACAGACUCCUGAUGCGUGGGGAGGGGCGAUAGAGAUGGGUAUUUUGGCGAAGCAUUUUGAUAUGGAGAUUUGUAGUAUUGAUGUACAGUCUUUACGAGUCGACACAUUCAACUCCGGCCGGCCCACGCGCUGCAUCCUCGUAUACUCCGGCAUCCACUACGACACGAUCGUACAAUCGCCCUCCGACCCGCCUCAUACCAAAGCCGACGCGCCCCCUGAAUUCGAUAAAAGGGUAUGGGACAGCGACGAUGACGAGAUCCUGAUAAAAGCGCAAGAGCUAUGCAAGAAGCUGAAAGACAGGCAUUAUUUUACCGAUACGGGUGGCAUGGCUAUUAAAUGUAAUGAGUGUGGCGCUGUGGUAUAUGGGGAGGGACAGGCGAGUUCACAUGCCCAGCAGAUGGGUCAUUAUGAUAUGGCGGAGGUGGUUGCGUGA
Venustampulla echinocandica is the source of this 1101-nucleotide messenger RNA. RefSeq lists its product as uncharacterized. The transcript has 3 exons. Lineage: Eukaryota; Fungi; Ascomycota; Leotiomycetes; Helotiales; Pleuroascaceae. Gene Ontology annotation, biological process: endoplasmic reticulum unfolded protein response; protein deubiquitination. Gene Ontology annotation, cellular component: nucleus; cytosol. The coding region runs from base 1 to 1101 and encodes 366 amino acids. Gene Ontology annotation, molecular function: cysteine-type deubiquitinase activity. The record is from RefSeq and is a predicted model, not a curated record.